This is a messenger RNA of Bubalus bubalis (water buffalo), 7788 nucleotides long. RefSeq names its product ST8 alpha-N-acetyl-neuraminide alpha-2,8-sialyltransferase 3 (gene ST8SIA3). Gene Ontology annotation, biological process: oligosaccharide metabolic process; N-glycan processing. NCBI's taxonomy places the organism in Eukaryota, Metazoa, Chordata, Mammalia, Artiodactyla, Bovidae. The transcript has 4 exons. The record is from RefSeq and is a predicted model, not a curated record. The coding region runs from base 861 to 2000 and encodes 379 amino acids. Gene Ontology annotation, molecular function: alpha-N-acetylneuraminate alpha-2,8-sialyltransferase activity.
AGGAGAGAUUAUGGAAAAUGCCAAGAAGGUUUGAGAUGCUCACAAGGCCCAGUGGCUCUCCAGGGCUUCCUCGUGGGGUGCUAGGGCAGGUGCUGAUCAGUGGGACCGGGCUCAGUGGUGAGCAAGAGAAGCUUUUUAAUAUCUGUUCCCAAAACCACUGUCCCAGCAUCUCAGAAACACCCAGCUGGUGUGCGUCCUCCAGGACAGCCCACUCAGUUAUUUAUCUCUGUAUUCCACGAUAUACUUAUAAAGCAAUGAACUGUCCAAGGAACUAAGUUUGGGCGUCUGUCUGGCCACAGGCAUCGCUCUCGCCGGCACACUCGGCGGGGAAGGCCGCGUAGACGCGGGCUGCAGCCUUCCGAGCCUCAAUUCGCCUCCCUCCGCCACCUCCCCUUCACCUCCCUCCCCCGCCCCUCCCCCGGUUAUUUGGGAGAUUAGAGUUCAUUAAUUAAAUCCUGUGCUUAGAUCGAACUGUAACAUUAUUCCAAUCACAUUUGUCUUGCAGGCGGCAGAGGAGAUGGCAGCCUCGCUGGAAACGCGCGGGGGAGCCUGAGCCGGCGGCCGGAGACGCACGGCGCGCCGCUCCAGCGCCGCGGCGCCGCGCAGACCCUCCGUCUCCCUGCUCAGCCUCGCGGGCCCGCUCGCCCCUGCCUCCCGGGCCCGGCUUCUCUCUGGGGCUCCUGCCCACCCCUACCCCGGGGCCCCUGCGCGGCUCCCCUGCCCGGUCCCCCUCCCCCCGGCACAUACGCUGACACGCGCGCGCGAACACACACACUCACACACACACUGACACGCCAGCGAGCUGCUGGCCGCUCAAUGGACCGAUUUCCCCGCUUUUCCUGAUCCCAAGCCGGCCCGGGAUGAGAAAUUGCAAAAUGGCCCGGGUCGCCAGUGUGCUGGGGCUGGUCAUGCUCAGCGUCGCCCUGCUGAUUUUAUCGCUCAUCAGCUACGUGUCCCUGAAAAAGGAGAGCAUCUUCACCACUCCCAAGUACGCCAACCCGGGGGCGCCCCGAAUGUACAUGCUCCACGCGGGAUUCCGGUCGCAAUUUGCGCUGAAGCUUCUAGAUUCGUCAUUGGUGCCCUUUCCGCAUUCUGUGACUCAUGAACUCCAAGCCAGACCUAAGUGGACGUUUAAUCGGACAGCGUUUUUACAUCAAAGGCAAGAAAUUCUUCAGCAUGUCGAUGUAAUAAAAAACUUUUCUUUGACCAAGAAUAGUGUUCGGAUUGGACAACUGAUGCACUAUGAUUAUUCCAGCCAUAAAUACGUUUUCUCUAUUAGCAAUAACUUCCGAUCACUGCUUCCAGAUGUGUCUCCCAUUGUGAAUAAGCGUUAUAACAUUUGUGCUGUGGUUGGAAAUAGCGGGAUCCUGACAGGGAGCCGGUGUGGACCGCAGAUAGAUAAGUCAGAUUUUGUUUUCCGUUGCAAUUUCGCCCCUACGGAAGCUUUCCAAAGAGAUGUUGGAAGGAAAACCAACCUUACCACCUUCAACCCCAGCAUCCUGGAAAAAUAUUACAACAACCUUUUGACCAUUCAGGACCGUAACAACUUUUUUCUCAGUUUGAAAAAGCUUGACGGGGCCAUUCUUUGGAUCCCUGCCUUUUUCUUCCACACAUCGGCCACUGUUACCAGGACAUUAGUUGACUUUUUUGUUGAACACAGAGGCCAGUUAAAGCUCCAGUUGGCUUGGCCUGGAAAUAUAAUGCAACAUGUCAACAGGUACUGGAAAAACAAACACUUGUCACCCAAACGGCUGAGCACAGGCAUUCUCAUGUACACCCUGGCGUCAGCAGUCUGUGAAGAGAUCCACUUGUAUGGAUUCUGGCCUUUUGGAUUUGACCCCAACACAAGGGAAGAUCUUCCGUACCAUUACUAUGACAAAAAAGGAACCAAAUUUACCACCAAGUGGCAGGAGUCCCACCAGCUGCCGGCUGAGUUUCAGCUGUUGUACCGAAUGCAUGGGGAAGGGCUCACCAAGCUGACCCUGUCACACUGUGCCUGAGAACUCCGAGCGGGAAGUGCCAAACGGCUGGUUUAAAAGUGCCCCGACUCACACCGAGUAGCCCGUCAGAAUAGACCCCUAAAGAGUCUCUCAUAAGGACUGUCUGCCCCUUAAGAGCAAAGGGGUCUUUUCUCCCCUCUGCCCUGCUCUUUUAAGGGUCUUAGCAAGACAGAUGCUUUGAAGCCUCAUGAUCUAAACUUGAUUGAUAAAGUGACUGUUGCAUUGGGAACUCUGCUGCUAAUGAAAUGGUUUGAAGUAUUUUCAAGUUUGUAUUUUAAUAAUAAACUGCCUCCUUUUUUUUUUUCUAGUGAGGAUUAGAGCUGUAGUGUCUACAGCUUUGCUCAGAUAGAGGCCUCGCAAUCAGCGGCCUCUGGGCAGAGGUUUGGGCAGGAUUUCAGUUUUGCCUGGGUGGGAUCAGACUCUUCGAAAUGAAAACAGAGAAAAAUGGUUUGCGAAUAUCAUCUCUCUCUUCCUCUCUUUUCCCCGCUGCCCCUCCCACCCUCUCCCUUCCACCCCCUACAACCACUUCCCUGGCCCCACCACCAUGGACUUUUAUAUUUGGCUAGGAGUCAUGUUGAAAUAGCUUUGCUUGUAUGUCUUGCAUCUGUAAUUGACACAUUCAAGGCUCUGGGUAACUGAUGUUUCAUGGCAAACUGAGUGGAUCAUGACGGAUCCCCUUGCGAUUCCUUUUAUAAGAAAUGCCCCUCGGGAAGUUCUCACUGGUCCAUGCAGCCAUCCUGCAGCAGAGCAGCUCCUCUGCUGGGAGGCACGUGAUCCAGGGCAUCUUUGACCAUCACUAAGAAAGACUGUGGUGUGGGUGGCGUCUCAUCGCGUGACCCUGAGUGCUAUUAUGGCAAAUCAUCCUGAUGCCACACCUUCAAGGGUGUUCCAGCCUGGGCGCAGUGCCUCCCACAGCCCCAACCCAAGCACUGGACUGGGAAUCCCCUCAGAACAUAGAGGCGGGGAGUCAGCUUGAGUUUGGUACUUAUAUAAGAAGAGAAAGGAAGGAGAAUACUUAGAAGUUGUUAUGGAUCCCAUGGCCCCUGAGAGGUCAGGGCCUCUGAGAACCAGCAGGGUCAAAGCAGAGGAGGUGCUCUGAGACUGGCCAGGCCCCCAUGUGAACGGCGCUGAGGCGAGGUCAUCCUGAGUGUCACCGCGUCCAUCAGCACCGCUCCAGAACUCCAAGGCGAUGGUAGACAUCAGAUAUCCCCUUUCCACUGAAAUCAGCUCUACAAAUCUAACAUUUCAAAAGGAAAAGCCACUGUUUCGUGGCAAGACUGGUACUAAAUGAACCCUUGGAACUGGAGAUGCAUGGGCCUGCUGCAAGGGGUUCACCAGCUGUUCCCCUUUCAGCCUUAGGAGUAGAAAUCACAUCACUCCUGUCCCCAGCUUUUCACUGAGCAACACUUUGUUCUUCCAGUUCAGCCCAAAGUCUGGCCAAGUUGAUGUUAAAUUUUAAUAAGAGUUUCUUUCUUCUCUCCAAAUGCCAGUCAAGCACAUUUAUAAUACAUUUGGGUGGGGUAGCUUGUUCUUUUCCAGAAAUCUCAUCUAGAUUGCUUGUAAUGUUACAAAUACUGUUUAAAAUCAUUGCUGUUGUUCAGUAAGCAGCUCCCUGCCCCUCCUUGGGAAGGUACCAUCAUGCCGAAAAUCAAACCAAAUAUAAGUCUGAUUUGAUAAUGAAGGAUGCAGUUCUUAUGCUCACGUUCUGCCUGGUUCUGAAGAGGGCUGUUUUCUUCUAAUUUUUCCCAGAAAGCUAAUCAGGGCAGCUUACAUAGAUCCAGAUACUAACCAGUGACAGAAAAGUCAUACAGGUCCAAACGUGUUACCCCUGGUGACACACCUCACUCCGUUGUGUGAGUGACAAUCAUCCAAAUAGACGGGAAGACAUCGCAAUGGAAGUUUUGAAGUGGGAGGCUCGAUACUUGAAAUAAUUAGAGGGAGAGAUAUCCAAAACACUUCUAAAUGCAAUGAUGCAAUUUGAUGGGCACUCAAACCACAUGCUUAACUCCCUUACCACUUUAAAGAGGAAAGUACUACAUUAAAAAAGAAAAGAAAAAAAAAAAGAGGAAAGUACUACAGUCUUUGUGCUGUUCUCUGUUAGGGCCACAGGGAGAUGGGAAACUGACGGGAGUGUUUAGCUGGAUCUUCCGAAGCACUUAGUUCACUUGGUUUCAGCUAAGUGAUAAUGCCAAUAUUACGAUGAGAUGGUUGGAUGGCAUCAUCGACUCUAUGGACAUGAGUUUGAGCAAGCUCUGGGAGUUGGUGAAGGACAGGGAAGCCUGGCGUGCUGCAGUCCAUGGGGUUGCAAAGAAUCGGACUCGACUGACCGACUGAACUGAACUGAAUAUGGGCCAGAUCCUGACUCUGGAAUUUUAACCCCAAUGUGCCCACUAGAUUUCACUAAAUAUGUGGACACUUUGAACCAGGCAGGUUAAAAGAGCAAAAGAACAGAAUCCCUAAAGCCAGUUAAUUGUUCUAUUUGUGGACCAUUUAAAUUAGCUUUCAUCAGAAUGGCAAGUUUGGGGAUUUUUCUUUAAGUUCAGGGAGACUGAGUAAAUCUCACUUCGCUCUUGGCUCCAUUUUAACCUAGAGUGAGAGGACUCUGUCGUCUCCCAUCAUCAUUUCAUCCAUCACUUUCAUAAAAACUCAACAUGCUGAGGAAACAGACCUGUCUCCCAGACCCAGGACAGAGAGAUAAGGCUUAUCUCCUGCUCCCAAGUAGGACUUCCUGGAGCUGAUCCCAAAAGACCACCUUUCCCUUUGUCUUUAAAAAUCUCUGAAGACAAUCCCAAGCCCUACCCAUAGUGGUUAACCACAAUUCUCAUAAUUUAUCCAUUCUUUAUAUGCAGGCUUUAUCCUUCUAUUGCAAAAAAAAACCCCAAAAACUAGAUUCAGUGUGCGGGUAAAGUAUUUAUCUCAGUUUUCGGCAUGUAGUCAGCACUCAAUAUAUGGCACCUUUUACUGUUAUUAUUAUCGGUUAGUUAUGCCCUAGACCUACAGUUUCAGCAUAGAGAAAAACAGCCUCUAGCUGAUGAUACAAAAAGUCUUUUUGUUUUUAAAGACUGUUCCAAAGAUUAAACCUAUAUAACUACUGUCCCGACCAAAAGAGUUGCUGGGUCCCGUGAGCCCAGAUUAGGAAGUGUGAAAGUGAAGUCGCUCAGUCGUGUCCGACUCUAGCAACCCCAUGGACUGCAGCCUACCAGGCUUCUCCGUCCAUGGGAUUUUCCAGGCAAAAGUACUGGAGUGGGGUGCCAUUGCCUUCUCCUUAUACAUAUCCAUUUUGUGUUAAAUGUCUCACCAGACAGACAGUACUAUUAAACUCAUAGAAUUUCUAAAAAAUAUGGAACGCUUCUAUAAAUAGCCAGGAUCUCCAAGGCUGUGUGGUCAACAGCAGUGACGUGGGCAGACAGGCCUGUGGGUCCUCCUUCCUGAUUCAGCCACAGGUGCCAACCCCUGGUUUUUCCAUUGACUUUGCUCUAUUGGUUAUAGGUUAAGUGCAUCCUUUUGUCAGAACCUUUCUUCUUUUUGGUGGCUCAGAUGGUAAAGAAUUCAUCUUCAAUUCAGGAGACCCAGGUUCAAGCCCUGGAUUGAGAAGAUCCCCUGGAGGAGGAAAUGGCAAUCCACUCCAGUAUUCUUGCCUGGAGAAUUUCAAGGACAGAGGAGCCAGGCAGGCUACAGUCCAUGGCGUCACAGAGAGUCAGACAUGACUGAGCAACUAACACUUCUUUUUUUCAGAUACUCAUGGCAGAGUCCGCCCUCACUAUUGGAAUAAAUAUCACCAUAAAGCCCCCACGUCUGUCUACAUGUGACACCAACACAAACGACCAAUUCAGUUGCACAGAAAAACAAACAAAAAUAUUUAACAACCUGCUUAACGCUACUCCCUGGGUUUUCAUCAGUUGCUCCGAGUGUCCUGUGCAGGCAUGCGGAUCCAGGGGAGACAGCGUUAAAGUGUGGUUUUAAGAACCCCUCUCACACCCAGAAAAUCUUCUCCAUAUUUGAUGCUUAGACCUCUGCAUUCGUCUGCUUUGCUUCUGUGUCUCAAGCGUCCUUGACCGUGGUACAAGCGCCGCGCAUUUAGCGGGGUGCGCCUAGCCGUGCUGACUGUCACCGCCGGGCCAUCUGCGUGACUCUGAUGCCAGGCCCCGACCAUGGCGCUACCAGCCAGGCUGUGCAGGGAGGGGGUCCCCUGGCCUCCUUGUGCCCAGGCCUCCAGUUAGCCAGUUAUCCACGGAUGUGAACGUCAGAAAUAACCUGACUGGCUGGGGAAGCGGAGGAAUAGAAAAGCAUUUCUUUUGACUUGGGUUGUUGUCGUUGUUCAGCUGCUAAGUCAUGUCCAACUCUUUGCAACCCCAUGGACUGCAGCACGCCAGGCCUCCCUGUAACCUCACUAUCUCCCAGAGUUCGCUCAAACUCAUGUCCAUUGAAUCAGUGAUGCCAUCCAAGCAUCUCAUCCUCUGCCACCCGCUUCUCCUUGACUUGGGCAAAGUACUAUGUAUUAGACACAGUCAGUCAGCAAAGAGGUGUUGACUUGAGGGCAAAGGCAGCAGGGACAGAAUUCUAGAGACCUAGGACACUGGAAAUGGAAGAGCCUUUCAAUAUCCCUGGUCAUAAUCCUUGACUUUCCAAAAUGAGAAAUGGAGAAACAGAGAGGUUAAGUGAUUUUCCCGAGAUUGCACAGGUAAUCAGUGGAGAAGUUUUGACUCUUCAUCUAGCACUCCUUGGCUCAUCAACAUACAAUAAAAGUGGGCUCAAAGGGAAAGUGAUUAUGGUCUGGGGUCUACAAGGCACAGAAAAUAAAAUAAGUUAGAAAAGCUGAAAAAGAGGAAAAAAGAUUUUCCCUCCACUUAAAAAUUAUUUCUCAGUGCAAAACAGAAAAGGAGAUGCUUGCCUAGGUAUACGACAGUCCAUUGGUAACAACCUACAUUCUCCCCUAAUGAGACAGGAAACCUACUUGGUAAAUGAUGAUUCUGAUAAAUCUGGUAAACCACGACGAAGUUACUGACAGUUCCCAGUUGACAGCUGGGAUCUUAAUAAUCUAUUCAUCCUAAGAAAACCUUGUUUUAGUAAUAUGUAUGCAUAAUUUAAAAGUUGAAUGCUGAGAGCGGUUAUGUACUUUUCCGUAUGUAAAAUUUUCAUUUGAGGACUCUAGGUAAAAAAGUACAUUUUGUCAGUGCCUUUCCAUGUAAUAAGUAAUUUCAAGAGCAGACUUCACAUUCUUGCAUUUAGUUCAAUAUGCUGAGAAGAUGCACAAAUAACAAUGAAUAAUUGGGGCUGGGUCUUCCUGUCCAAGAUGAGAGACAGCCAUUUUCUGUAUAAUUCUGGAUCCUUUUCCCUGCAGCAGUUUGAAUGUGCCAAGCCAAAGUUUAUGUCUCGCCUCUACUUCUCCCUGAGUGUGUAGAACUAUACUUUUGCUCACAAAGAAAGUUGCGGCUGUGCAUGUGUGCGGCUGAAAAGCCCAGACCGAGGGUCAUGGGUGCUGGGGAGUUAGAGCCCCUGGGUUACAUGCUGGUCCUGUCUGGGCCCUGUGGCCCAAUUAAUCAAGGCCACAGAUGAGCUGAAACCACAGACCAAAAUGACGAAAUAUGACUCUCUCACCCCUUGAUUACUUUGCCAUAUAGAUUUAACAUUUAAAGUGGGAAACAUUUUAGAAUGUCAUUAUUGUAUCACGCAGUAUUUAAGAUUUCUUUUUACUGUGAUGACUUAUCGAAGAUAUAUGUAUUUGAACAGAUGUUUUUAUCCUCAAUGAAGCUCAUUCUCUUGUUGUUAAUUACAAUGGAUAAUCACA